AUGAUAAAUAUAUCAACUCAUCUUAGCAAAGAGUGUAAUAGUUGUCACAAGAAAAAGGAUCUUGAAGAGUUUCUUAAGGAUGAUAAAAAAGUUUUAAUUAUAAUCGAUUACACAGAUAUCAGUGAGUUUGUAUAUAAUUCUCUGAUUUCUCUUGAAGACCUUGAUGAGUUCUGUGAGAAUGAUAAUACACAAUUAGCUGUUAAUUUUGACGUCGAGUUGUCUUCAGUAAUUGAUCUUAUAUUAAAUGAGGAUAAUGAAAACUUUAUUGACUAA
Molecule: messenger RNA, 273 nt
Organism: Racocetra fulgida
Lineage: Eukaryota; Fungi; Glomeromycota; Glomeromycetes; Diversisporales; Gigasporaceae
Source: the annotation of a GenBank genome assembly